Messenger RNA from Pestalotiopsis fici W106-1, 1425 nucleotides. RefSeq lists its product as uncharacterized. The transcript is spliced from 4 exons. The coding region runs from base 1 to 1425 and encodes 474 amino acids. The record is from RefSeq and is a predicted model, not a curated record. Lineage: Eukaryota; Fungi; Ascomycota; Sordariomycetes; Amphisphaeriales; Sporocadaceae. Gene Ontology annotation, molecular function: oxidoreductase activity, acting on paired donors, with incorporation or reduction of molecular oxygen; monooxygenase activity; iron ion binding.
AUGCCGUAUAUCAAUCCUGCCGGAAAAUAUGAUUUGUUUGGCAACCGCCAGCGUCGAGAGUUUUUAUCGAGUGCGAGGGCGCUCAUGAAAAAAGCCGAACAACUAUAUCCUGGCCAGUGCUACAAAAUGAUGACUGAAGUCGGAGAAUACACAGUCAUCCAUCCUUCGCUCUUGAACGAGAUUCGGAACGAACCCAACUUGAGCUUUUUGAAAGCUUUUGCCGCCAACUUCCAUCCUCACUUGCCCGGAUUCGAUGGUUUUGCAGUCGGAGGCCGCGACGAUGAGUUGAUACAGAGGGUAAUCAAGAAGCAAUUGAACAAGCUCCUUAAUCAAAUUACGCAGCCUCUCUCGGAGGAGGCAGUUUUUGCCAUGAAUGUCCAACUUGGUAACUCGACAGAUUGGCGGCAAAUUCCUAUCAAAGACGCACUCCUCGAUAUUGUCGCCCGCCUCUCUUCUCGCGUAUUUCUCGGCGAUGAAUUAUGCCGUAAUCAAGACUGGCUGGAAAUUGCCAAAGCAUAUACUGUCCACGCUUUCCUGGCUGCUGAGGUUUUACGAAGCUACCCCAGCCCUAUCCGGUCAUUUAUCCACUGGUUUCUUCCAGAAUGCCGGAUUCUGCGUAAAGAUAUCCAGGAGGCUAAGCGAAUCAUCGGUCCCGUCCUGUCCAGACGCAACAAGUUGGGUCUAGAAGCUUUGAAAAACAACACACCAGCUCCUGAAUAUGACGACGUGUUCAGUUGGCUAGAAGAGGAGAGUCAGGGAAGCAAAUACGACCCAGUUGGUGCCCAGCUUGGAUUCUCGCUCGUGGCAAUCCAUACGACUACAGAUCUGGCAUGUGAGACCAUGGUGAGAAUAGCUCAAAAUCCCGAGUACUUCUCGCUUCUUAGGAAAGAGAUAGUCGAAGCUCUACAGGCCGAGGGAUGGAAAAAGUCUGCGCUGUUCAAUAUGAAGCUUCUUGACAGUGUCAUCAAAGAAGCCCAACGACUGAAACCAAUCACUUCAGCUGUCAUAAACCGUGUGGCGACAAAGACUGUCAAACUUUCGGAUGGCACAGUCAUUCGUGAGGGCGAAAGCUGUGUCGGAACAACAUGGCAAAUGUAUCACCCUGAGGUGUACAGCCAUCCAGAAACGUUUGACGGCCAUCGUUUCGAGCGAAUGCGCGGGAUAUCUGGCUUGGAUAGUCAAGCACAUCUUGUUAGCACCUCGCCAAAACAUCUUGGCUUCGGCCUCGGUCUGCACGCAUGCCCUGGGCGGUUCUUUGCAGCAAACGAAAUAAAGAUCAUUUUGUGUCAUCUCCUCCUCAAGUACGAGUGGAGGUUGGUUCCUGAACGCACGCUACGAACUAUUGAUCACGGAUUUGCGUUGAACUCAGACCCCAUGGCUGAAAUCGAGAUAAGGAGCCGCAAUGAGAUUGAGAUUGACUUAUGA